AAGAUUCGAAAUUGGAAAAGUCGUCUCAAGUUGUCAUUUCUGCUACCCAUGCAGACGACUUUUAUACUCUCUCUCUCUGGAUUCUGCUCAUGGAUCUGGUAGAAUGUAGAACGGUAGAAGUUGAGACAAUCUAAUACAGUUCAGAAGCCCCACAAGUCGUUUUCGCUUGAAAUGAGUUGAUCUCAAUUCUCAAGUACGUUCGUUUGAGAUUAUUGAGAAUUUCACCUGGGUGAGUUUUCUGGUUGAUGCUCGUUUACUGGAUUGAAAAUGAAGAGGACAAAUUUUUUGUUUCCUUCCUGCUGUAAAAAUUGAAAAACAAAUGAACAUUUUAAUUUAACCCAUCAUCCAGUGCCCUUUUAUCAUAGUUGAACGGCAAGAACUCUAUACACGUAAACAAUGAUUAGCAACUCUGUGUUUGAACAAAAAUAAAGAAAUGUUUAUAAAAAAAUAAUAAUAAUUAACAAUGAUUUCGUACCAUAGCGAGACCCAACAAACACAAGAAACGGGUCCUUCACAGCAAUUAAAUCGAAAAUGAAAACGAUAUACUUGUUGGGUUGUAGUAAUUUUCACAUUUGGAAAUGUCGUCGUCGUACAAUUUUCUUCGUGUUUGGGGUCUUCGCGUUUCGCUGUUUCACUAUUCCUGCUGAAUUCGAGAGAAACGGGAUUUUUUUGAGUGUCUGUGUGAUUGUUAGUCAGCCUCCCUCUCCGAAGAGGUGUUCGUGGGUGUUCUUCGGUGGCUUUGACCUUUGAGAGAACUUCUAUGUAGUAGUGGAGAAAUGGAGAUUCUGGAAACAGAGGAACAACUUGCAUUGCCGCCUCCUUCAUCCUUAACUGUUGCUGUGGCUGUUAGUGGAAGUAAAAAAAGCAGAUUGGUGCUUAGAUGGGCAUUGGAUAAGUUCAUUUCUGAGGGGGCAACAUUAUUCAAGUUGUUGCAUGUCCGUUCUGUGAUUACUAAAGUGCCUACACCAAUGGGGAAUUCCAUUCCUAUCUCACAAGUGCGAGAUGACGUAGCUGCUGCAUAUAGGAAGGAAGUGGAGUGGAAUGCAAAUAACAUGCUUCUUCCAUUCAAGAAAAUGUGUUCUCAGAGAAAGGUGCAAGUAGAUGUUGUGAUGGUUGAAGCGGAUGAUGUAGCAAAGGCGAUAUCAGGAGAAGUUGCUAACCUCACAAUAAAGAAGCUUGUUAUAGGAGCUUCAUCCCAUGGCAUGUUUACAAGGAAGUCUAAGGCCCAUAUUUUAUCAACAAGAAUCUCAGAAUGCACUCCAAGCUUUUGUACAGUCUAUGUUGUUUCAAAAGGGAAGUUUUCAUCUGUGCGCCCAUCGACAUCAGAGACAAAUGUGAGCAUGAAACCUGAAAGUAGUGAGACAAGUAGUUCCACAUAUAGUUGCUCAAGUUAUGCUUCCAGCUUUAAAUCAGAAACUGGCUCAGCUGCUUCAUACUCAAAUUUCAAUUCUCCUUCUCUGUGCGUUCAGAGGUUUCAAGCUCUUUCAACCAUAAACCAGACCUUCUUUGAUGCAAAACCAGAUCCAACUGACAGCAUCCAUUCUAGAGGUACAUCUAUUGAUAUCAAAGAUAGGGAGGAUGCUCUUAGUUCCUACUCCAGAAAUACAGAUAUUCAGUAUGGCAGAAGCAGGAGUUCCGGGACAGAUCUCCAGUCAUGGAAUUCUAAUGGAGCAUCUACCUCAGAUGUCCAAACAGAUUCUUCUCUACCACAGAGCCAGGUUGAUAUUAAUUUUGAGCUAGAAAGGCUGAGAAUUGAACUCAGACAUGCACGAGGAAUGUAUGCAAUGGCUCAAAAUGAGACUAUAGAUACCUCCCAGAAAUUAAAAGCUCUAAGUAACCGACGGAUGGAGGAAGCAAAUAAGCUCAAGGAGGUGACUUCAAAGGAGGAGGAAGCUAUGGAAUUAGCAAAACAAGAGAAGGAGAAACAUGAAGCUGCAAAGAAGCAAACUGAAUUCUUAAGAGAAUGUGCUGAAAGAGAAUCUUUACAAAGAAAAGAACUGGAGGCUAAAGCCAAUCGUGAAGCCAGAGAGAAACAAAAUCUUCAGAAGGUACUUGUGGGUCCUGAUGAGCAAUACAAGAAGUUCACAUGGGAGGACAUCUUGUCAGCUACCUCAUCAUUUUCCGAGAAUCUUAAGAUUGGAAUGGGAGCAUAUGGGACUGUUUAUAAGUGUAAUUUGCAUCACACGACAGCAGCAGUAAAAGUCCUGCAUUCUAAAGAGAACCACAGGACCAAACAAUUCCAACGGGAGCUUGAAAUCUUAAGCACAAUCCAUCAUCCACACUUGCUGCUGCUUCUUGGUGCCUGUCCUAAUCAUGGUUGCCUAGUUUAUGAGUACAUGGAGAAUGGUAGUCUGGAGGAGAGGCUGUUUUGUAAAGAUAAUACACCACCGAUCCCAUGGUUUGAGCGGUACCGGAUAGCAUGGGAAAUAGCAUCGGCCCUGGCUUUCCUACAUAGUUCAAAACCAAAACCAAUUGUCCAUCGUGAUCUGAAACCUGCAAACAUCUUGCUAGACAAUAAUUAUGUGAGCAAGAUUGGUGAUGUAGGACUUUGUACAUUGAUUCCUUCAGCCAACUCUUCAAUAUCUACCAUAUGCAAGAGCACAGGUCCUGUUGGGACACUUUGCUACAUUGAUCCUGAGUAUCAAAGAACAGGGUUGGUCUCACCUAAAUCUGAUGUUUAUGCAUUUGGAAUGGUGAUCCUGCAGUUGCUGACAGCAAAACCUCCUAUAGCUCUCACCCACAUAGUGGAAACAGCAUUAGGCAAUGGUCACUUGAUUGAUAUUUUAGAUCCUGAGGCUGGAAAGUGGCCAAUUGAAGAGACACAACAAUUAGCUAUUUUGGGACUAAGCUGCACAGAACUAAGGCGUAGUGAUAGACCUGAUUUGAAGACUCAAGUUCUUCCAGUUCUGGAGACCUUGAAAAGGACUGCUGAUAGGGCAAGAGAUUUGAGACCUGGUGUUCAACCAUCUCCUCCAAAUCACUUCAUCUGCCCAAUACUUAAAGAUGUGAUGGAUGACCCUUAUGUUGCUGCAGAUGGAUACACAUAUGAUCGCAAAGCAAUAGAGAUAUGGCUUGCUAAGAAUGAUAAAUCGCCAAUGACAAAUUUGCCCUUGCCUAAUAAAAACCUCAUACCAAAUUAUACUCUUCUUUCUGCAAUUAUUGAGUGGAAAUCGACUAAACAAUGACAUUCACCUUUCCACUCACUGUCUCAGUGAUGGUCUAUGAAGUUUAUUCAUUUGAAGAGUCAUUGUCUAAUCUCAAAUAGAACUGUCAAGGCUCCACACCAAAUGACUCUGCUCAUAAGUCAUAAGUUCUUUGGUAAUAUGUUGAGAUUGUUGAUCUUUACUUGAACAGGGACCUCGCCUUCUUUAAAAAAAAUUGAAAGUUAAAUUUGAAUAGGGUGUAGAAAAUACAUAUACAUAACCAAUGGGCAUGUCCAUAUAAAACUAGACUAUCCUAGACCAUCCUCUGAGUUAAGAACCAAAAUUGAGGGGUUAAACUAGAGAAAGGACAUCCAUUACAUUUAAAUCCUGGACAGGUCUGUAGUCUUCUAUGAAUUGUCCUUGUGGCAAUGACUAAUUUCUGUUUGUGGGAUUGAAGAGAAUCUGUAAGCUUGAGUUGUUGGUGUGCAGGGAACACAAUGUGAAUUCUAUUAUCUAACAUGUCUGAUGAAUUUGGAGAUUCUUUUUCUUCUCCAUACAAUCACUUGCAUAAUUAAAACCUUUUCUUUAGAA
Nelumbo nucifera (sacred lotus) is the source of this 3734-nucleotide messenger RNA. Its product is annotated as U-box domain-containing protein 35-like. The record is from RefSeq and is a predicted model, not a curated record. Gene Ontology annotation, molecular function: protein kinase activity; ubiquitin-protein transferase activity; ATP binding. NCBI's taxonomy places the organism in Eukaryota, Viridiplantae, Streptophyta, Magnoliopsida, Proteales, Nelumbonaceae. Gene Ontology annotation, biological process: protein ubiquitination; protein phosphorylation.